Molecule: messenger RNA, 1630 nt
Organism: Globicephala melas (long-finned pilot whale)
Lineage: Eukaryota; Metazoa; Chordata; Mammalia; Artiodactyla; Delphinidae
Gene: AMACR
Product: alpha-methylacyl-CoA racemase
Biological process (GO): bile acid metabolic process
Cellular component (GO): mitochondrion
Molecular function (GO): alpha-methylacyl-CoA racemase activity
Source: RefSeq, a predicted model, not a curated record
GGCGCACAAGGGCGAGGCCGCGAGGGCGGGGCCCCGAGGGACGGAGGGAGAGUGCGACAGAGGGGGGGGCCCCAGGCCCGAGUGGCCGACGUUGGGGCCGUUCUGUUUCUUACGCCUUCGGAAGGAUAUGCGGGUGCCCAUGGCUUUGCAGGGCAUCUCGGUAGUGGAACUGGCCGGCCUGGCCCCGGGCCCGUUCUGCGGUAUGGUCCUGGCGGACUUCGGGGCGCAGGUGGUGCGUGUGGACCGGCCGGGCACCCGCGGCGACCUGAGCCGGAUGGGCAGGGGCAAGCGCUCGCUGGCCGUGGACCUGAAGCAGCCGCGGGGAGCGGCGGUGUUGCGGUCGCUGUGUGCCCGGGCGGAUGUGAUGCUGGAGUGCUUCCGCCCUGGUGUGAUGGAAAAACUCCAGCUCAGCCCAGAGAUUCUGCAGAGGGAGAAUCCAAAGCUUAUCUACGCCAGGUUGAGUGGAUUUGGCCAAUCAGGAAGAUUCUCUAGGGUAGCAGGACAUGACAUCAACUACUUGGCUUUGUCAGGUGUUUUAUCAAGAAUUGGCAGAAGUGGUGAGGCUCCAUAUGCCCCGCUGAAUCUCCUGGCCGAUUUCGGUGGGGGUGGCCUCAUGUGCGCACUGGGCAUCCUGAUGGCGCUGUUUGAACGCACACGCUCUGGCAAAGGUCAGGUCAUUGAUGCCAACAUGGUGGAAGGAACAGCAUAUCUCAGUUCUUUUCUGUGGAAAACCCAACAAACAGGACUGUGGGGACAGCCUCGUGGACAGAACAUGUUAGAUGGUGGAGCGCCUUUCUACGCAACCUACAGGACGGCGGACGGCGGGUUCAUGGCUGUUGGCGCAUUAGAGCCCCAGUUCUAUGAGCUGCUGCUCAGGGGACUUGGGCUAAAGUCUGAUGAACUUCCCAGUCAGAUGAGCAUAACUGAUUGGCCAGAAAUGAAGAAGAAAUUUGCAGAUAUAUUUGCAAAGAAGACAAAGGCAGAGUGGUGUCAGAUCUUUGACGGCACAGAUGCCUGCGUGACUCCUGUUUUGACUUUUGAAGAGGUUACCCAUUGUGGUCACCACAAAGAUCGGGGCUCAUUUAUUAUUGAUAGUGAGCAGGGUGUGAGUCCCCGCCCUGCACCCCAGCUGUCCAACACCCCAGCUGUCCCUUCGUCCAAAAGGGAUCCUUUUGUAGGAGAACACACUGAAGAGAUACUCAAAGAGUUUGGCUUCAGCCAGGAAGAGAUCAGUCAGCUUAAGUCAGAUAAAAUUAUUGAAAGUAAUAAACCAAGAGCUAAUCUCUAACUUCUAAGCCCCACAACUCAAAUAAAUUUGAAUAUUGCAUUUAUAGUAUAGAAUAAUGCAAAAAAUUGUAUGCAUGGAAACAUGAAAAAACAAUAUCACAGUGGUCCAACUAUUCUGAUCAGGAAACAAGGCUGAUUAUAAAGUGAUGAUUGAAUUCUGAAAACGGUUAACAUCAUGGCUUUUGAUUUAGGAAUAUUUUUAGUUGGCCUAUACUAAAUUGUGGCAGUUUUUCUGCCUUCCAAUUUACUUGAUUGGUUAUAUUUGUUGAUUUAAAAUAUUUAUAAUAUACUUUAAGUGAAUUAAUAUAAUGCUUUUUAUUAAAUAAAGCUUUUUUCCCCCCAA